AUGACAUUUAUUGGCUUAUUUUUCUUCUGUAUGCUGAUGAACGUGCUAACAGAUGCACGAUCAAUCCAGGACAGAGACGCUCUCUACGGGGAAUCUGCACCCUUGCCUUACUGGCCCUUCUCAUCCAGUGAUUUCUGGUCCUACGUGGAAUAUUUCCGGACCCUGGGAGCGUACGACAGGAUCGAUGAAAUGGCCAGAACUUUCUUUGCCCAGUUGCCUUUUGGGAGUCACCUCGGCUACCACGUGCCCGACCACGAACGCUAA
Apaloderma vittatum (bar-tailed trogon) is the source of this 264-nucleotide messenger RNA. RefSeq names its product otospiralin (gene OTOS). The transcript is spliced from 3 exons. The record is from RefSeq and is a predicted model, not a curated record. The coding region runs from base 1 to 264 and encodes 87 amino acids. Gene Ontology annotation, biological process: sensory perception of sound. Lineage: Eukaryota; Metazoa; Chordata; Aves; Trogoniformes; Trogonidae.